Caenorhabditis elegans is the source of this 1400-nucleotide messenger RNA. It is a transcript of the gene ttc-4, whose product is annotated as Cns1/TTC4 wheel domain-containing protein. Gene Ontology annotation, cellular component: cytoplasm. The record is from RefSeq and is marked reviewed. Lineage: Eukaryota; Metazoa; Nematoda; Chromadorea; Rhabditida; Rhabditidae. Gene Ontology annotation, molecular function: Hsp90 protein binding.
AAUGAAUCAUCAAUAUUCACCAAUGGAUCUUCCCCAGAAGAAGAAAUUCACUGAGUCAGAGCGAGCAGCCCUUGCGAAGAAACUUGAUGACGACCUAGAUCAGUUCAUGGAAGAAAUGGCUGCGAGAAAAUCUGAUAAGAAAGAAGAACGAAAACCGUUUGAUUUCGAUGACUGGUGCAAAGAGAUUGAUCAACAUCCUGCAUUCAUGACAGAAAUGCCCACGGAUGGAAAAUAUCAGGACACUAUUGAAGCUUUACAGUCUAUGAAAUACGAUAAAGAAGACGACGAGGAUAAGCAAAUGAAUGCAGAACAUCACAAAGAGGAAGGAAACAAACAUUUCAAAUUUAAGAAGUAUAGAUGGGCGACUGAUUGCUAUUCUAAUGGCAUCAAAGAAAAUUCACCUGAUAGGAAAUUGAACGCUGUGCUCUAUUUCAACCGAGCCGCAGCUCAAAAACAUCUCGGUAAUCUUCGAUCUGCAAUUAAAGACUGCUCGAUGGGACGGAAGUUUGAUCCAACUCAUCUGAAAGGUGUAAUUCGAGGAGCCGAAUGUCUUCUGGAAUUGGAAUAUGCAAAAGACGCGCUGAAUUGGAUUGAAAGCAGCAAAAAGAUUUUCGCAUUCACGAAAGAAACUUCUGACACUCCGGAUCUUACUGAUGAUGAGAAAAAAUUCAUAGAUCAAUUGGAAACACUUCGAGUAAAAUCAGUUGAACUGUCAUUGAAAGAAGAAAGAGAUAAAAGAAAAUCAAGAGCCGAAGAAAGAAAAGAGACAGAAUCGAAGAAACAACUAUUAGAUGCACUCAAGGAACGGAAUUUGAAUUUAUGUCCCCGCGUUCCGUUUGAUCGUCCCGAACUCAUGGAUAUGGCGAGACUUACCGUAUCCCUUCCGUUGAUGCAUUCACAUGAAUGUGUCAAAUUCGAUGAUGAUCUAAAUCUUGUAUGGCCGAUCCUUCUACAAUAUCCCGAAGCUGGUCAAACUGAUGUUCUUACCGAGACAAAUGAAUUAACAACCGUCGGAGAAUUGUUAAAAGAAGUGUUAAAUUCACCAGCUCAGUGGGAUCCGGAGCACAAAUUCAAUUUUGAGAAUGUUCGGUUCUUCGUAUCGGAUGAAUAUGAUGAAUAUUUGAUGGAAGUGUACGAAUGGAAUGAUUUCAAAUCGGUGCUUAGCAUGCCAGGAUAUCAAAUAAAACAGGGGCUUCCUGUAAUUAUGAUUAUGACCAAAGAAAAAGCCGCAAGUUCCCUAGAAGCAUUGGCUGAGGAUGAGAAUCGAUACGUUGCUAAAUAAAAUUGUUGUCAUUUGAUUACAAAUUCUGUUAUUUUACUUCAUCCCGUUGUUUUGUUGUGUUAUUUACUUCCUGACUUGUUGUGUCUUUUUUUUUUGUGCAAAAAAAAUUAUUAAUAAU